Oldenlandia corymbosa var. corymbosa is the source of this 783-nucleotide messenger RNA. The record is from the annotation of a GenBank genome assembly. NCBI's taxonomy places the organism in Eukaryota, Viridiplantae, Streptophyta, Magnoliopsida, Gentianales, Rubiaceae.
AUGGAUGUAGAAGAGAAGGCGAUGAUGAUGCGGCCGGCGGCGGAAAGGGCAGAAGCAGAAUUGUUCUUGAAGUGGGGUAGCAGGAAAAGACUCAGAUGUGUAAGAAUUAGAAGCAACAACAAUGGCGGUAGUACAACUACUUCUAAUACUACUAGCCCACCUUCUUCCUCUCUUCUUUCCGACCCUGCUGUUGACCCAGUUCACCAAUCUAAUUCUUCCACACGAAUCCGCCAUCGCAGAAUCGCUGCUAAUUCUACCAGAUUCUUAUCACCUAAUGAUGAAAAGUCUCGCCUUACCAGGAAUUCAGAGGUGACCACAGCCGUGGGCCGGAGAGUAUCGCCAGAAAAGGAGGAGAGGACCUAUACGACGAGAGGAUCUGUGGUGGCACACCACCAUCUGCAGGAGGAGAAUGGUGGUGGUGGUGGUGGAAAUGGAAAUGUGGUGUGGCCUAAGCUGUACAUAGCACUGUCAAGCAAAGAGAAAGAGGAGGAUUUUCUGGCCAUGAAAGGCUGUAAGCCUCCUCAGAGACCCAAGAAGAGGGCCAAACUCAUCCAAAGAACCAUUCUUCUGGUGAGCCCAGGAGCUUGGCUAACUGACAUGUCAAUGGAGAGGUAUGAGGUUAGGGAGAAGAAGACUUCAAAGAAGAGACCUCGAGGAUUAAAGGCUAUGGGUGACAUGGAAAGUAGCAACAACACCGGUGUUGCAGGUUUUCCGAGGGAUAGGGCUUUAGCAGUGAAAGUUGGGGCCGAUUUUUGUAAACUUUACUCUCCCCUACCAUCAUAA